AUGGAUACCUCCAACAAGAUGGCGCCGCAAGCUUCGCUCUUCCAAGUCUACCUUCGCUUGAGGCCUCCGAUUCAACCAGCUUUACCCAGGCAAGCGACAGAACCAUGGCUCAUUGUCGAACCUCCGAGCUCGCCGACUGAGCAAACCGAUGCCAUAAACGACCCUUCUUCCACGCAUAUCACUUUGCAGCCGCCCAAUGAUUCGAGAAAGCGAGCGAUUGAAAGAUUUGGAUUUACAAAGAUCUUUCGGCAGGAGGCUAGACAGCUCGACAUAUUCGAUGAGACAGGUGCAGCAGACACAAUCAGGAGCUUGCUUCAAACGGGCAGAGACGGUCUAGUCGCGACAUUGGGGGUCACGGGGAGCGGAAAAAGCCAUACAAUUCUCGGAUCAAAGUCCGAACGAGGACUGACGCAGAUGACCCUCGACGUCCUCUUCAGAUCCAUUGGAGAGCACAUUCGGCGUCCUCAUCAUCCAGAUCUGCCCACGGAUACCGCCCUUCUGUCCUCCCUUCAGGCAUCUGACCCCUCAGAAGCCCAUAUCUUGUCCGCCACGACCUUCCUCGAAUCAAUGUAUGGAGAUGGCGACCGAGCGAGACUGUCCCGAGCUCAGACACCUAUGUCAAGAGCCCAAACACCCAUGGUACGCAGUAGCACCCACGAGCUUCCCGGCUCAUUCCCCGUUUCCCCUUCAAGUAGGACGGCACGUCCUUCGGUGACAUCGGUCUCCAAUCACUCCACGGCGUCGACAGUGCUGAUGCUUUCGUGUGGGACCGAGCAAGAUCCUUCGUUCGAGAAGGAACCAUGGCGGCCUCCAUCCAAAGUCCCUUUCAUGAACCGCUUGAGAAACUUGAAAAAGUCACCUGCUAAACUCAUGCUUGUGAAGGAAUCCAUGGGUCAUUCUACUCGAAGGCCACCGCUACCUCCACCGUCCACUCUCCCACAACAUCCUGAUGUAACAUCAUUUGCCGCCGACAUCGAUCAGCAAGCCGAAUAUGUGGUACUCGUCUCAAUGUACGAGGUGUACAACGAUCGUAUCUUUGACCUCCUCUCGAAUCCUUCUUUGCCGAAUGCCCCCAUGACGGCAACCAGGCAAGGGGCAGCAUUACAGAAAGGCUUGAUGCGUCGCCCACUGUUGUUCAAGAACACUGAGAUGUCUCCGGACGUCAAAGUCGUGGCAGGUCUUCGCAAAAUUGUGUGCGGGAGCUAUGAUGAAGCGAUGAUGGUCCUCGAAACCGGCUUGACUGAAAGAAGAGUGGCAGGGACUGGCAGCAACAGUGUGAGCUCCAGGAGCCAUGGCUUCUUCUGCGUCGAAGUCAAGAGGCGAAGCAGGCCACAGUACAGUGGAUAUGUGAUGGCUCAUUCCUUUUUGUGGACUGGUGGCACUAUGACGAUCUGCGAUCUCGCUGGCUCUGAGCGUGCUCGAAAUGCCAAAACUACAGGCUCAACUCUGGCCGAAGCCGGAAAAAUCAACGAAAGCCUGAUGUAUCUGGGCCAAUGUCUGCAAGUCAUGAACGACUGCCAGCAAGAAGGCAGCAAGCCCAUUGUGCCAUUCCGCCAGUGUAAACUUACGGAGCUGUUAUUUUCGAACUCUUUCCCGUCUGCCAAUCACGGUUCGGCAUAUCGUCAACCACAGAAGGGUGUUAUGAUCGUCACAGCAGAUCCUCAAGGAGACUUCAACGCCACGAGCCAGAUCCUGCGAUACUCGGCCAUGGCAAGAGAGGUGACGGUGCCCAGAGUACCUAGUGUGACCAGCACAAUAUUAGCCGGUGGAGGUCAAGGCAAAGCGUUGCCCAGUGGCCGCACGACUCCACACGACGCUGUUAAUCCUUACUUCGCAGCGAAAGAAUUGGAACAGGCCACUCACGAAGCUGCAAGACUAGCGGAGGAAUGCGAUCUGCUUGUUGUCAGGCUCGCCGAGGAAGAAAUCAAGCGCACCGAAGCCGAGUUGAAGCUGCAGGCAGCGACAGAGAAGGCACAGGUGAUGGAGCAAGAGAUCCGCGAGGAAUGCUGGAGAGAGAUGGAGGAGCGGCUCGACGAGGAGAGAGAAAGAUGGAGGACAGCAUGGGAGCAAGAGAGAGUUAAAAGCGAGGAAUUCGUGGACGGCAAACUCGAGCUUAUGGAGAAAACAGCCAACUUGACCAUUUACGAAGAUGCCACCGCCACUGGACAGCUGGAACAGCUACAACACGAAAACGAGCGCCUCCGAGCCCAGCUACGAGCCCUUGAGCAAGAGCUGCAGCAUAAGAGUCCAACAAAGAAGUUUCGAGGAAGUGCUGGAUCCAAGUCGCCCGUGAAAGGCCUGGUCCUGCAGGAGUCUGCCAACAUCAACGUUGCCACAAACCCGUUCCUGGCUUCGCUAAGGGCCUCGGCACGAGACAGUGACGCGACGAUCAAGGCAAAGAAGAGCGAAGACGAUCUCAAUGUAUGCGAUGUGUCCCCGCGAAAGCUGUCAUUGAGGAGUUCGAGUGUGACGCGGGUGUCGGCGUCGAAUAUUCACGAGGAGCCUGUGCCCGUCAAGAAGCAGCGCAAAUUGACGACGAGGAAGUGGGACUUGGGCGACCCCGACGACUUUUGA
Molecule: messenger RNA, 2574 nt
Organism: Cladophialophora yegresii CBS 114405
Lineage: Eukaryota; Fungi; Ascomycota; Eurotiomycetes; Chaetothyriales; Herpotrichiellaceae
Exons: 2
Coding region: 1-2574 (857 amino acids)
Biological process (GO): microtubule-based movement
Cellular component (GO): nucleus; microtubule; kinesin complex
Molecular function (GO): microtubule motor activity; ATP binding; microtubule binding
Source: RefSeq, a predicted model, not a curated record